This is a messenger RNA of Danio rerio (zebrafish), 1895 nucleotides long. It is a transcript of the gene pgd, whose product is annotated as phosphogluconate dehydrogenase. Gene Ontology annotation, biological process: pentose-phosphate shunt. The record is from RefSeq and is marked validated. Lineage: Eukaryota; Metazoa; Chordata; Actinopteri; Cypriniformes; Danionidae. Gene Ontology annotation, molecular function: NADP binding; phosphogluconate dehydrogenase (decarboxylating) activity.
CUGCUCCACAAGGCCGUGAAUGAGGAAGUUCAGCAGAGACCGAAUAACAGCAGUCAAAACCCUCAUCGAAACUCUCAUUUUUGAACGGAACCAAACUUCAACAAUGGCUCAAGCAGAUAUUGCUCUCAUUGGUCUAGCUGUGAUGGGUCAGAAUCUGAUCCUGAACAUGAAUGACCAUGGAUUUGUGGUCUGUGCAUUCAACAGAACCGUCUCCAAAGUCCAUGACUUCUUAAACAAUGAAGCCAAAGGCACUAAGGUGAUCGGGGCCGAAUCCCUUAAAGACAUGGUGUCAAAACUCAAAAAACCUUGCCGCAUCAUCCUGCUGGUCAAGGCAGGACAGGCUGUUGAUGACUUCAUCGAUAAACUGGUUCCUCUUCUUGAGCCUGGAGACAUCAUCAUUGAUGGUGGAAAUUCAGAGUACAGAGAUACAACGAGACGUUGUAAGAGCCUGAAGGAGAAGAAUCUUCUGUUUGUGGGUAGUGGAGUAAGUGGAGGAGAAGAUGGGGCACGUUACGGACCCUCGCUGAUGCCCGGAGGACAUAAAGAUGCCUGGCCACACUUAAAAGACAUUUUUCAGAGCAUUGCUGCCAAAGUGGGCACCGGAGAGCCGUGCUGCGACUGGGUUGGAGAUGAAGGAGCGGGUCAUUUUGUUAAAAUGGUCCACAACGGUAUUGAAUACGGGGACAUGCAGCUGAUCUGUGAGGCCUAUCAUCUGAUGAAGGACGUGCUUUGUAUGAACCAUGAUGAAAUGGCUCAGGUCUUCGAACAGUGGAAUAAGACAGAGCUGGACUCCUUCCUCAUCGAGAUCACAGCCAACAUCCUAAAAUUCAAGGACGCAGACGGCACUAACCUGCUGCCCAAAAUUAGAGACAGCGCCGGGCAGAAGGGCACAGGGAAAUGGACGGCUAUCUCUGCUCUGGAAUACGGCACACCUGUCACACUGAUCGGGGAAGCUGUCUUUGCCAGAUGCCUCUCGUCUCUGAAGGAUGAAAGAGUUCAGGCCAGUAAGAGCCUCAGCGGCCCUCAGGGUGUCAAGUUCACUGGAAACAAAGCACAGUUCCUUGAAGACAUUAGAAAGGCCUUGUAUGCCUCUAAGAUCAUUUCGUAUGCUCAAGGCUUCAUGCUGCUGCGUCAGGCUGCGCUGGAGUUCGGCUGGUCUCUGAAUUAUGGUGCUAUUGCUCUGAUGUGGAGAGGAGGCUGCAUCAUCCGCAGUGUUUUCUUGGGAAAGAUCAAGGAAGCGUUUGACCGGAACCCAGAGCUGCAGAGUUUGUUGCUGGACAGCUUCUUCAGUAAGGCUGUACAGGAUUGUCAGGACUCGUGGCGUAGGGUUGUGAGUACAGGUGUGCAGCAGGGAAUCCCCAUGCCCAGUUUCACCACCGCACUGUCCUUCUAUGACGGUUACAGACACGAGAUGCUCCCAGCAAACCUGCUGCAGGCACAGAGAGACUACUUUGGUGCGCACACGUAUGAGCUGCUAUCAAACCCUGGGACUUUCAUCCACACUAACUGGACAGGACACGGUGGGAAAGUGUCAUCUUCAUCCUAUAAUGCCUAAAAUCAAGAAGCCACCAUUGGUAAAACAGCAGACAACAUCCCCUCUUGAUGAAGGACCAGAGCAGCUGAUCACAUUCCUGCAGAAGAGCUGGAGUUCUUACUGAAUGAGUGUUCAAACACACAUUUCUAUUUAUACUAGAUCAUAGUAUACACACUAUUUGUACACUUUCGUUCUUGUAGUUUUAAGGUGCACUGUUGCAAACACACUAUCUUCGAGUGUGUGAGAUUUUUCCUGCUGUAAACCAGUCAUACUUUGCCCCCAGAGUUCACAGCGUUAACCCUGGAUUACGGGUGACUAUUGCACUGCAUUAGGCUAAAUAAAGAUUUCAAUCCCUUUUUAA